CAAAGAUCUGUUUUGACAGUAUAAAUAAGUAACUACUAAUCUUUAGUAGAUAAAAAUGAACAGGAAUAUAUUAAAGUUGCCUCAGGCACUUUUCACAGUGAAAAGAUUUAAUUCUUCAGUUUUAACUAAAGUACAAAUAAACGAUGGUGUCAAAGAAAUCACAAUGUGUCAUCAAAAAACAAGAAAUUCUCUAUCGCUAUCCAUGAUGCAAAACCUCCUGGAAAACAUUUCCUCAGAAAAUGAUAAUAAAAUGCUUAGAGCGAUAAUUAUUACUGCAGAAGGACCAAUUUUCUCUGCUGGUCACAAUUUGAAAGAACUGUCUGAAGAAUCAGGAAAAUUGCAACAAUUAAAAGUUUUCCAUCUGGCGUCGCAACUGAUGUAUAGCAUUAUUGAUUCUCCUUUACCAAUUAUUGCUAAAAUUGACGGUUUAGCUGCUGCAGCUGGUUGCCAACUUGUCGCACAAUGUGAUAUAGCAAUUUGCACUGAUAGAAGUACGUUUUCAACUCCAGGGGCCAACUUUGGAAUUUUUUGCUCAACUCCUGGUGUCGCACUAGCCAGAAAUGUUCAAAAGAAAACUGCCCUAAAAAUGCUUUUAACGGGCUCAACAAUAAACAGUGUUGAAGCUAAAUCUUCAGGUUUGGUGACGACUGUUUGCAAGCCUGAGGAUUUGGAUGAAGAAGUUUGCAACAUUACAAACGCGAUAAAAGCUAAAAGUAGAUCUGUUGUUGAAUUGGGCAAAAAAUUUUUUUAUGAUCAGAUCAAUUUUGAUAUUAAAAAGGCAUACGAGAUUGGCGGCAUAAAAAUGGUACAAAACUUACAAAUGUUGGACGGAAAGGAAGGUAUUAAGAGUUUUAUUGAAAAACGAAAACCUCAAUGGACUCACAAUUAAAUAAACAUUAAUUGUAAA
Aethina tumida (small hive beetle) is the source of this 907-nucleotide messenger RNA. Its product is annotated as enoyl-CoA hydratase domain-containing protein 3, mitochondrial. NCBI's taxonomy places the organism in Eukaryota, Metazoa, Arthropoda, Insecta, Coleoptera, Nitidulidae. The transcript is spliced from 5 exons. The record is from RefSeq and is a predicted model, not a curated record. Gene Ontology annotation, cellular component: mitochondrion. The coding region runs from base 56 to 889 and encodes 277 amino acids. Gene Ontology annotation, molecular function: hydro-lyase activity.